AUGGAACUGGAGAUUCACGAAUCCUCCUCCAAAUUGAGUUCCAAGAGUAUGAAAGGAGAGGUUGCAGAAGGAAAAAAGCGUUACUGCAAGGAAUGUACCGCUAAAUUUCCAAGAGAUCGGCGGCUCAGGCUGUCUCCUAGCACGGCCAUACGGUUCUACGACGUCCAAGACCGGCUUGGCUAUGAGCGACCCAGUGAGGCCAUUGAUUGGCUAAUGGAGAAGGCAAAAGUAGCCAUUGAAGCACUUGCUGAUUCACCAACCCAAAAUCAGGAUGCUACAGGGAAAAACAGAAAUUUUCAGCUUCAGGAUUUUGGGUAUGAUUAUCAGAAUCAACAGCAUAUGCAUGACUGCCCCAUUAACAGUUUGAGCUUAAUCUCAGAGGAACAAGAACCAGUUCUUGAUUCUACUCCAAUUAAUUUUGCUGAACAAGCUGUCAGUUCAGCAACCUGUUUAUCAGAUUUCAAUGCUACAGAGAUGGGUUGGUUUCAGAUGCUGUCUCGGAACUCUGAAGAAGAAGAAGAGUUUGUCUUCAAUGCCAUGCCACAAUCACCACAACCUGUGGUAUGCCAAAACCAGCACAACGCAUCUAAUGGGUCGUCCUCCAAUUGCUCUCCCUUUCACUACUGA
Alnus glutinosa is the source of this 627-nucleotide messenger RNA. Its product is annotated as transcription factor PCF6-like. Bases 1 to 627 code for a protein of 208 amino acids. Gene Ontology annotation, biological process: regulation of secondary shoot formation. Lineage: Eukaryota; Viridiplantae; Streptophyta; Magnoliopsida; Fagales; Betulaceae. Gene Ontology annotation, molecular function: DNA-binding transcription factor activity; sequence-specific DNA binding. Gene Ontology annotation, cellular component: nucleus. The record is from RefSeq and is a predicted model, not a curated record. The transcript has a single exon.